AUGGCAUCCAAAUUCGAAUCGGCAUUUGCCUAUCAUGAACCCUCAACCAAAACAGUCCUCAACUACACCGGAUUUCUUUUGACUCUGAACAUAGCCAACACCUGCCUGGACAAGCUCCUCUACUGUGGGCUAAUCGGCCAACUCUUCAUCGGUAUCUUGUGGGGCACCCCCGGGGAACAAUGGUUCGAUCAAGAGACAGAACGAGUGAUCCAGCAGAUUGGGUAUUUAGGCCUGAUACUUUUGAUCUAUGAAGGCGGUUUGUCAACCUCAAUCAAGUCCUUGAAGGCAAACAUCCUUCUUUCGACAGCCGUCGCUACCACUGGAAUCUGUGUCCCAAUGGGGUUGUCAUUCAUUCUCAAGGAACUUGUAUCGGCUACUCAUCUUCAGUCCUUUGCAGCCGGUGCCGCCUUGAGCGCAACUAGUCUCGGCACUACGUUCACCAUACUCUCAACCACCCAGCUAACAAGCACAAGGCUCGGCGUUGUCACCACUAGUGCUGCAAUGCUAGACGAUGUGGUCGGUCUGGUCAUGAUUCAGAUUAUUUCCAACAUUGGAAGUGCCGACUCAUUCAGUGCUGUGACUGUAAUUCGACCUGUUUUUGCUUCCAUUGGUUUCGUUGUUGGUCUUCUAUUGCUGUGUGCAUUCGGUUUACAGCCAGGAUUAAAAAAAUUGCUUGGUUGCAAAGACAAAUUCCCAGCUUUUGUGGGGACUGCACAAUUUGCUUUCCUUGCACAGACGUGUGUGUUGGUUGGAAUCGUGGCUGGUGCAACGUAUGCUGGAACUUCGAGUCUCUUUGCUGCCUACCUUGCUGGAGUGAUUGUCUCCUGGUUCGAUAGGCUAGUAGCUGAAGCGAAAAAACCAAUUGCUGGCCUGCAAUCUAGUGACUCUCACGAGCAGACCUUCGAUCAUAGCGUACGGAAUAGCAAGAACCGGCGUACGGAAGAGACACCCACUCGAGAAACAGAAACAACUCGUAAUGAUAUACCUAUGGGCGAGCUCAUCUACAGCAAAUAUUAUAAAGCGACGGUUAACCACAUUCUUCUUCCUUUUUUCUUCGCAUCCAUCGGAUUCGCAAUUCCCAUCACCAAAAUGUUCUCAGGCCAGGUUGUAUGGCGUGGGGUUGUCUACGCUAUGCUUAUGGCAAUUGGAAAAAUGAUCACCGGCCUAUGGCUCAUUCGAAUCUCUCCGAGCCCUGUGUCGGGGCUAGUCUCUACCAUCAAGAAACCGUUUACAUACGUUCAUUCCUACUGUGCGAGUCCUCAGACCAUCAACAGAAAGUCGAACCGAAGCAAGAAGGUCCUGCAGAGACCAGCAACUCAAGAUGACGGUUUCCCGCAUUUCCCUCCCCCCAAACCUAAGUCCUUGUAUCCGCCUGCUAUACUGGGAUUCGCAAUGGUUGCCCGAGGCGAAGUGGGAUACCUCAUUGCUUCAAUUGCCGAAAGCAAGGGAAUGUUCUCGGAUGAAUCAUCCGAAGAACCAUCUGAGAUCUAUCUAGUAGUCAUCUGGGCAAUCUCACUCUGCACAUUGAUCGGCCCGAUCUUGGUUGGGGCUCUGGUCAGACGUGUAAAGAAGCUGCAAAAGUCAAGGGGAGAUAUGGGGGCUGAUCCUUUGGGGGUUUGGGGCAUUUAG
Penicillium robsamsonii is the source of this 1629-nucleotide messenger RNA. RefSeq names its product cation:proton antiporter. Gene Ontology annotation, biological process: proton transmembrane transport. Gene Ontology annotation, molecular function: antiporter activity. The coding region runs from base 1 to 1629 and encodes 542 amino acids. The record is from RefSeq and is a predicted model, not a curated record. The transcript has 4 exons. Gene Ontology annotation, cellular component: membrane. NCBI's taxonomy places the organism in Eukaryota, Fungi, Ascomycota, Eurotiomycetes, Eurotiales, Aspergillaceae.